This is a messenger RNA of Pezoporus flaviventris, 2922 nucleotides long. It is a transcript of the gene OBI1, whose product is annotated as ORC ubiquitin ligase 1. NCBI's taxonomy places the organism in Eukaryota, Metazoa, Chordata, Aves, Psittaciformes, Psittacidae. The record is from RefSeq and is a predicted model, not a curated record. Gene Ontology annotation, biological process: regulation of DNA replication; protein monoubiquitination. The coding region runs from base 10 to 2337 and encodes 775 amino acids. Gene Ontology annotation, molecular function: ubiquitin-protein transferase activity. The transcript has 6 exons.
AGCAGAGCCAUGAGGGGGGCGCAGCUCCCGCCCGCCCUCCAGGGGAGCGCUGCAAAAGCGCGCACCGCCUCCCCUGUGCCGGGCGGCGGCUUGGCCUCGCCGGCUUGCCGUAGCGGGGCUGGCGGGGGGCCGUUGCUGCCGCUGCCGCUGCCGCCGCCUGCGGUACUUCCGUGCUGGCGGGGACGGGCCCCCGUGAUGGCACAGCACGGGCCGAGUGUCACGCUGUCCCUCACGCUGCCCAUCACCUGCCACAUCUGCCUGGGGAAGGUACGUCACCCAGUCAUCUGUGUCAACAGCCAUGUAUUUUGUUCUAUUUGUAUUGAAGUGUGGCUGAAGAACAAUAAUCAGUGCCCAGCUUGCAGGAUUCCCAUCACACCUGAAAAUCCUUGCAAGGAAAUUAUAGGAGGAACAAGUGAAAGUGAUCCUAUCUUUAGCCCGACAGUCAGAAAACACCUACGUAAAACAAGGCUUGAAUUGCUCCACAAAGAAUAUGAGGAUGAAAUAGAAUCCCUGCAAAAAGAAGUGGAAGAUCUGAGAGGUAAAAAUCUCAGUUUACAGACACAGCUGAAAUCUCUUCUGGAUCCUACGGCAUCAGCUUUGUCUUGCCAAAAUGAGGAAACUAGCCAAUCAGCAAAUGAAGCAAGGACCAGUGGCCCAGAAACCCCAGAGGAAUGGAGCAAAAAGCUGAAAGCUGCCAAUGAUAUGUAUGAAAAAGUGAUGGAUAACACGGAAAAGCUAAAGGAGGCAAAUAAGAAACUGAGCAUGGAAAACAAUAGCCUUUUAAGAGAGAAUUUGAGACUGAAAGCUGAAGUUGAUAAUAGAUCACCCCAAAAGUAUGGUAGGUUUACAGUAGCUGCACUUCGGUCCAGAGUAGAACAAAGUGAACGUGAAAUGAACCGUCUAAAAAAGGCACUGGAAAGAAGUGAUAAAUACAUAGAAGAAAUUGAGUGUCAGCUUUUACAGCUGCAAAAUGCAGCCAAAGGAACACAGACAGUGAGCACUGUUAGUGAGAGAGUGCUUUCCACAGAUGCUAAAGGAGCCGAGAGCAGUGAAGAUGCAACAUGUUUGAAAGCCCAAGUUGAGGAAAAAAAAGCUUUGACUACCAGUCAAAGUCCUGACAGUCUUGAACAGCUGACAAGUGGUGAAACUAGUUUAAGCUCUUCUAGUCAAGAGGGUUCAAAUGGCUCAGAUACCCAGUGUGCCUCAAAGAAAGAACUGUUUCCAAGAUGUCAUGGGGUUCUCCUGGACGAAAAUACUACAAAUAUGGAUGCCUGCUUAGAAGAGCAGUGGAAUAAAAUUGAGGAAUGUACCCCAUAUAAGGACAAAGAACUUUAUGAUCUUCCACCAUCGUGCACUCCUUUUCUGUCUCUCAGUCGCCUUCAGUUGAACACUCCUGAUGGGAAAGAAAAUGCAAGGAAACCAUCAGCGUUCCUGAGAAAACUGAAAUUUGAAGAGUUUUGUGAUACUUCAGAUGAUUGCAGCAAAGAUGCUCCUGAACACAGCACAAGCAGCUGUAAUAACGAAAAGAAGCUAAACUGUUUUACUACAGGAAAAUCAGGGUUUUGGGGGACCUGCCCCGCAAAUUUUGCUGAGAACUUAGAUUUUGAUGAAUCAGAGCAAAAUUCAGUAGCUGGUCAGUCAGAUGAGACAUCAGCAAAGUCCAGCGAUAAAACAAGUUCUUGCUUACCUAAGAGGUUGCAUACCCUCUGCUCUUCUGAAAUGAAUCGCACAAGAACCUCUAGCGAGGCAUCUAUGGAUGCUGCCUACCUCGAUAAAAUUUCUGAGUUGGACUCAAUGAUGUCGGAGUCAGACAACAGCAAGAGUCCAUGCUAUAAUUUCAAAUCCUCUGAUCUUGAUAAUUCUUCAAAGUCAACAGAGUGCUCUAAGCUUCUGAAUGGGUCCGAAAAGAAACUGGAAGAGAUGAAUGAGGAACAGAGUAUGAAGUGUCCAGAGACAAGCGAUCCAGCAGUUGACAGAACUGGCUGGAAACCUGCUGUGUUUUCCAUGCUCUCCCCAUCUGAGCUGGGUAUGAAUGACCACUUUCCACUGUUUACAGGCCAGAACACAGUGGCUAGUGAUAUCAAACCUCCAAACUGUUCAUUUCAAAGAGACUUUUCUCAGAGUUCGCUAUUCAGUAACUCACAAAGGUUGUUUGAGGAACAAAAGUUUGGUUCCUGCUUUUUAAAGAUGCCAUCUGACCUGCACAAUCAGCUUAAUCCUCCUUGGGUGUCUUCCUUUAUAGCUGAAAGGAAAAAUAAAAAUGCCAGUCAGUCAACCAAGAGGAAAAUUCAAAGCAGCCUUUCCAGUGCUAGUCCAUCAAAAGCCACCAAAAACUGAUUCUGCUUGGAAAGCAAACUUGACUUAAAGUCGUCAACCUGCAAAUGUUUAAUAUUUACAGGUGAACUUAAUGACUACCAUGCAAUCCAAUGUAUGUGAAAUCUGAACAGUCCCUUCCCUGUUACAAGCUUUUUCCUAGGCAAGAACGAGUUCAGGUUCUUUUCUUUGGCCGGGCAUUUUAUUCACUUGGGGGUGGGUUUUUGGAUUUUAAGUUUUCACGUUACAUCAUCUUCUAGUUGUGGACACAGCUAAUGGUUCCCUUGAGCAGGACAGUUGCAAGUGAUCUUGUCAAAUCAUGUCUGUAAGAAUUUAUUUUAAAAGUUACAUUUCCCAUUCCUAAAGAUUGUCUUGUGCGUGUAAGGCAGCUACUGGCUAUAUAUCCUAUGGAUUCAUGGAAUUGCUAUAAAACAAUGUCACUUUUGCCAUAAAACUCACCUACCAGAUGAAAUGUUGCUGCUUGGACUGUUUCAUAGCACUGUGCUAUACUGAAUGAAACUCUUUGUUUUAUGGGGGUGUAAGGUAGCAGCCUCUUUCUUUUCAGGCUUACAGCACUUCAGUUAAAAAACAUCUCUUCAUGAACACUGC